Molecule: messenger RNA, 2055 nt
Organism: Boeremia exigua
Lineage: Eukaryota; Fungi; Ascomycota; Dothideomycetes; Pleosporales; Didymellaceae
Product: major facilitator superfamily domain-containing protein
Exons: 3
Coding region: 200-1954 (584 amino acids)
Biological process (GO): transmembrane transport
Cellular component (GO): membrane
Molecular function (GO): transmembrane transporter activity
Source: RefSeq, a predicted model, not a curated record
GUCAUGCUCAACGGCGCAGGGACCUAAACAAGCAACAACCAGUCUGACAGUCUGAAUCACGCACGCAGGGCACAUUCAGCUCACCGACAUCUGACGCGCCACGUUUCUUGCACUCGAUGUACGAACGGAAGGUCAUGCGACAUUGUUGGCCCUGUGAUGCCCCUGCCGAAGCUGGCCCGAUUAGGAACAUUGCUGCACCAUGGUCCAGCAACACGAGCUUUCCCGCAUCUCCGCAACGCGACACACGAUGCCAGACAACGACGACGAUGAGCACCCUACCACGACCUCGCGUCUGCAUAAGCGGACGCUGUUGAAGCUCGACACGCUCCUACUGCCUUUUCUUGCCCUGCUCUUCCUCUUCAACUCCCUCGACAAGUCCAACAUUGGCAAUGCAGAAUCCGCACAUUUCACCACAGAUAUAGGGCUUGCAAAGGGCGACCUCAACACUGCUGUAGCGCUCUUCUUCGCCUUCUUCGUCGCCCUGCAACCUGCCGGCGCCGCGCUGGGACGCAGAUAUGGCAUGGUCGCCUGGGUGCCGACGUGCAUGCUCUUAUGGGGGCUGAGCACUAUGCUGCACGUCUGGGUCAAGAAGAGGUGGCAGCUGUAUCUGCUGAGGAUUACUAUCGGCUGCUUGGAAGCCGGCUUCUAUCCUGUCACCGUGUCGUACCUCUCGCUCUUUUAUACACGCUUCGAGUUCGGCCGCCGUCUUUCCAUGUUUUACGGCCAAGCAGCCGUCGGCGGCGCCCUGGGCGGCGUUAUCAGCUACUUCGUCUUCAAACACUUUCCCGAUCGACACGGCGACGAUUCGGACACCGAGUCGCGGUGGCACCCAUGGCAGGUGCUUUUCUUGAUCGAGGGCAGUCUUACGGUGGUCGUUGCACUGGUCGGAUAUUUCUGGCUCCCGCACAGCGUUGAGACAGCGUGGUUUCUCACACCCGACGAGCGCCGGUACGCUUCAUCGCGUGUUGUUAAAGACCGCGCCGCACAAGAGGGCUCUACUACCUCCAACAAACAUCGCGACUCAAAUUCGUUUUCGCCCAUUUCGACCAUCGAUGAAGAGUCACGCGGCCUACUGAACCGUACGACUGCUCCUCCUAGUGAACGACGAGCGACUCUUGACGACCGUGGACUUACGCCCCACGACAUUCUUUCUGCCAUAUCCUCACCGUUGGUCUGGCACCUUCUCACAUGCAACAUCCUCUCUGCGAUUCCUGUCUACGCCUUCUCCGUCUUCCUCCCGCUCGUCCUCGCGCCGUUGACAGGUAAUAAAGCCUCGCCCUCGCUACUUAACUUGCUCACCGCGCCUCCCCAUGUAUGCGGGGCUAUCACUCUAUAUCUGUUUGCUUCGUAUAGCGACCGGCACCGCAUACGCCUGCGGCCCAUUCUUAUCGGGCUAGGUAUCAUGGUCACAGGCCUGAGCCUCGUCGUAGUCUUACCAACAAGCUGGGCCGUACCGCGGUACCUAAGCCUGAACGUGCUCAUCAGCGGUGCCUACAUCGCAAGUCCCCUGACCGUAGCAUGGAUCUCAGGCAACACACCGAGCCCUGGCAAGCGCGCGCUGAUGCUCGGCAUCAACGGGUGGGGCAACAUGGCCGGCGUCAUCAGCGCCAUGUUGUUCCGCCCGCAAUACGCGGAAACGGGCUACAUAGUGCCGUUCUUCUGGACGCUACUCAGCGUCGCCGCAGCCGCGGCCGGCUACGUGCUGUUCCUGCGCAACUUGACGGCCGAGAACGCGCGGCGCCAGGCGCUCGUGCACGCCUGGGAUGGCGAGGAGCGCGAGUGCGAGAGGGCCGACGGCACGGGCCCGCUGGUCGAGGAGCGCCCGUGGCUCGCCGCGCUGAUCGCGGCGCUCAAAAAGAGUGAGCUUACACCCAGGCUAGUUGCGUGGCUCGAGGAAGCUUCGCAUGGCGGUAGGGAAGGCGAUGAGAAGAUGACGUUUGAGUUUGGACUGUGAGGUUUGGGUUACGACGUAUAGAACGUUUACGGCGUAUUAGAUGGACUCGCCAAUGUAGUGAUAUAUAUAGACAUUGAUACCCCCCGUGCACCAUCUAAGCC